AUGUAUGCCGCAUUGUUGUGCUUGGUUGUUCUUUUUGUGAUCUUUGUCACUGGAGGGGUUCUGGGGAAGCUGCCCGGGACCAGAGCGAAGAGCCUCCCACCAGGCCCUCCAUGUCUUCCUUUCAUAGGAAACCUCCAUCAACUGCCCCCGGCAGGUGUCCAUCUCAAAUUCACAGAAUGGGCCACCAAAUACGGCGGCAUUUUUUCCCUCAAACUCGGUAGCAGCACCGCCGUGGUUCUCAGCUCUCCAACGGCAGUCAAGCAGCUCAUCGACAAACAAUCCGCCCACUUCAGCAACCGCCCACCUUUCUACAUCGCUGACGAACUCAUGAUGCACGGCGACCAUCUCAUGUUCAUGAAUGUGGAUCAGCGAUGGCGCCGUGGGCGGCGCUUGUAUCACCAGUAUUUCAACGAGGGUGUUAGCGAGAGUCAGCAUGUUGUGGUGCAGCAGGCGGAAGCGGCGCAGUUGUUGAGGGAUAUGUGUUUGCAGCCGGGGAAUUUCAUGGGACAUUGUAAGCGGUAUACUAACAGUGUGGUGAUGAGUUUGAUUCUUGGAAUCCGCACGACGUCGCCGUCGGCUAAACACAUGAAGGAUCUGUAUGCUGUUCUCGAUGGCUUGUCUGAAAUCUUUGAGAUGGGCGCUACUCCUCCGGUCGAUAUCUUUCCAGUAUUCAAGCAUAUCCCUGAGUCACUCUUCAACAAUUGGCAGAGUCGCUCCCGCCGCGUUGAGGACAUAAUGCUCAAUCUGUAUAACCCUCUGGUUGACCGUGUACUGCAACGAAGGGAGAACGCCGGCUCCCGGAAUACGUAUCUCGAUGGAAUACUGGACCAGCAAGAAAAACUACAGCUUACUCGUCAUGAGAUUGAUCUUAUGGUUGGCAACCUGCUUGAGGGUGGGUCCGAUACUUCGUCUAUCAUGACCAUCGCAUUUAUCCAAGCCAUGGCGUGCUAUCCGGAGGUGCAGCAAGAGGCACAACGGGAGAUUGAUGCAUCAUUCAGUGAAGAUGCAUCCCCCAGCUGGCAGGAUUAUGCUCGUCUGCCGUAUGUGGCCAUGGCAGUCAAGGAGACGAUGCGAUGGCGGCCGGUGAUGCCAACAGGAUUCCCUCAUGCAAACAAUAAGGAAACCAUGAUCGAUGGUAUGACCAUCCCCGCAAAUAGCACCGUUAUCAUCAACACAUGGGGCCUGCACCACGAUCCUACAAGACACCCCAGCCCCGACAACUUCGACCCCCUCCGGUUCCAAGGCCGCACCGAGCCCGCUCCAGUGUACGCUUCAGCUGCUAACGCGGAGAACCGCGACCAUUUUGGCUACGGCUCUGGCAGAAGAAUCUGUCCGGGAAUCCAUCUCGCGGAACGGAUGUUGUUCGUGGCAAUUGCCAAGAUCUUGUGGGCAUUUGACAUUCGCGCCAAGAAGGGGCAACCAAUCAAUACGGAUCCGCAUACUGGAUAUACGAAUGGGUUUCUGAGAUGCGCAAAGCCUUUUCCAGUUAGUAUUACGCCACGAUCAGAGGCACGGAGGAGCACGAUUGAGCGCGAGUUUGCUCAGGCGGAGGAAGAGGUGUUUAGUCGAUAUGAGGUGUAG
Molecule: messenger RNA, 1581 nt
Organism: Aspergillus chevalieri
Lineage: Eukaryota; Fungi; Ascomycota; Eurotiomycetes; Eurotiales; Aspergillaceae
Product: cytochrome P450
Exons: 5
Coding region: 1-1581 (526 amino acids)
Molecular function (GO): iron ion binding; monooxygenase activity; oxidoreductase activity, acting on paired donors, with incorporation or reduction of molecular oxygen
Source: RefSeq, a predicted model, not a curated record